This is a messenger RNA of Cynoglossus semilaevis (tongue sole), 4313 nucleotides long. RefSeq names its product patatin-like phospholipase domain containing 8 (gene pnpla8). NCBI's taxonomy places the organism in Eukaryota, Metazoa, Chordata, Actinopteri, Pleuronectiformes, Cynoglossidae. Gene Ontology annotation, biological process: arachidonate metabolic process. Bases 1820 to 4057 code for a protein of 745 amino acids. The transcript has 10 exons. Gene Ontology annotation, cellular component: membrane. The record is from RefSeq and is a predicted model, not a curated record.
AAUCCAUUUAUCGCCAUUUAUGUAAUAUAAUUUUCAUAUUCUUUUUAUUUUUUUUAUAUACUGCCGUCGUCAAGCUUAUCACCAUUACCAGAUUAAACACUAGAGACGUUAUAGUUCCUUUUCAUCUGUGUUUCGCUUCAGUAUUCAUCAUUUAAUGCUGUGAAGAAUACAUCAAAGACUGAAUUAUAUAUGUAUCAAAUCUUUUAGAACAUGUUGAAGAUGAAGAUGAAAAAAAACUUUUUUGGAUAUUAAUGUAAUUAAAAGCAGUAAAAAAAAGAAAGAAAGAAGCUUAAUUUAAGGUGAUCCAAAGGCCUCAAUAGAAAAGGCAAAAAUGCAGUCGUAUACAACACUGAACAUUGCUACUAAUAACACAGAGAUGGUGUUUGCACUGCAACUCCCAUUAGACAUUUGCUUCGCCUUUCAAACAAACAAAAAAUUAAUUCAAGUCCUGCUAUCAGCUUACAAAACUGGAAAGGGGAGCAGGUCACAAUCUCCAUAUGUUGAUGUUAGUAUUACAUAUUGCAACAGGCGUGGUCAAACUUUUUGACUGGGGGGCCGGGUCAGGAGCAGUUAGAUGGAGCAUUCAUGUGAACUAAGAUAAAUGACAUGUAAAAGUCAUGCAUAAAGACCAAAAUGCUAAGGUGAUUUUAUAAUUUUCUACGCUAUCAAUUGGGGAAACGUGGUUAUUGCGGGGAAAAGGCAGCAGUAUAAUGAUCAUAUAAACAAAUUAUAUAAUUUUGAAAUGUUUGGCUGGUCAGAUUAAAAAGAUGAAUGGGCUGCAUCCGCCCCCAGGCCUUAAUUUGCCCAUGCCUGUAUUACAUGAAAUCAGGAAUGUCAUUCUGUCAUUGUGCUUGUUGCCUUGAAAGCACACAACACUGACUCAGCGUGAUAUUCUACAAUUAGCAGUCAAUUCAGGGCUUGUGUCACAGACACUUUAACACUGUUGUCUUGCUCUAAUUCGAUGUUUCUCCUGUGCAUGUUUGAUUUAUUUUAUUUAUAUCUACAGUGUUUGCAUUUAUCAGCAUGAUUUCCUGCACCAUGGAUCAUAAAAGAUUUAGUGAAAGCACAUUUGGCGUGCUGUUCUUGGAAAAAAGUUAUAAAAAGAAUCACCGAUAUAAUUACAGCAGCUGGGCUACACAAGGAUUAUUUUCUGCAAUAUAAUGGUUACUUCUAAUCGGUCAUUUGUUUUUGUGGUGUUUUAAUGUAGAAAUGGUUGAAAUUGUCAAUGAGGAAACUCUCAUUCAUCAUAAUUUUACUAGUUUUUCCCGACAUACCAGAAGUGUUCAGUCACCUAAAAUAAAAUAAAAUGGAAAUGAAACAAUUAUCUACUCAUUAUGAAAUAUUUGACAAUAUUUUUUAUUAAUAAUAAAUAAUAACAAUUUGCUGUAAUAGUGAAUUGAAUGAAAACCCAAAACACUUCAGAUACAGUGACAUGAAGGCCUAAAAGGUUUUGAUAAGUAUAAUUUUAUGUUGUGGUGACACAUAUCGAAUUGUAUUCAAUUUUCCAAUUGACCAUUUGCAUUUUAAAAAUAGAGAAUGAAACCAGUAAUUAAUACAUAUGUAAUUUAUUUUUACUCUUUGACAUUCGAAUGUUUUAUUUGUGUGUAUUAUAAAAUAGUCUAUUUAUUUUUGUAUCAAACAUGUUCUAGUAAUUAUAACUUAUAAAUAUGUUUGUCGCCCCCUUGUGUCAAAUAUAAAAUACUGCCGAGGACUGAAGGCACGUCACUUCCGAUGUUCUUCCUGUUUAUUAUUUCACAGCCCGCAGUACAUAGAAUGAACAGUUUCCGCAACGGUCUCAGUUGUGAAAGAGAGCAGACGCAUGUCUCGGAUCAGGACCACGCUCGACAGUGUCACCAAGGCAGUUGGCAGCACGGACCUGAUCUCCAAGAUUUCUCGCCUGAAGCCUGGUGGUGCAGCAGUCAGUGGCGCCCAUGUGGACAACAUCCUGGUCAACUCUGAGACCCCAAACAACAACUCUGCUCCCCCGUCACCUGAAGCCAUCAUGAAAGAAGAGGACGAAGGUGGAAAGAAUGUGGCAGAGAAGGAGCAGGAGGUUCAAGUGAGAGAAAAUUCUGUCGUUGCCACCAAGAAAUCCAAACCCAGUUUACUCUCGGCUGCCAACGUCUCGUCCUCCACUGUGGCAAAACAAACCAUCCAGCUGUUUCAACCGGCAGCUCUUUCCACCAACAUGGAUGAAACCUAUAAAACUCUGGCCCAGCACGUCAACAAUUACUUUGGUAUGACCACGCAGGAAGAAGUAGAGAACACAGCACAGCAGCAGGACAGAGUUGGUGACAGAGCUCAGAGUUCUGACUCUGUUCCUCACCUGUCCUCUCAGAGAGCAAAGGAACCAGUUCUUAUUGCAUCUCCAGUAGCAGAGGCUAAGAUUAUUGAAGCAACAACUACCUCACCUUCUAUAUCCAUAACACAAAACCCUGCAUGUGGGACACCGCCCUCCUCUGACACCCCCAAAACAGAAAAUGCUACUCGUACAGGUCCUUUGACGACUACCUCCGCCAAGAAGGGCUUUACCCAGUAUCUGUCCUACCCACGGCCCAGUGUUCAGUCUUUUGUUGGCAGCUACAUUGCACCACUGGUCCCUAAAUUCAGAGGUGACUCCAAAGGCAACACAGCUGAGAAAGACAGAGUUCCAGCGGUCGCUGCAGAGGAGCCUGCUACUGAUUGCAAGGUCACGGAGAAGACGGAGAGUGAAGAGGGGAAAGUAGAUGAAGCAAAGCAGCAGCUGUUGACGCAAAGACAGAAGAUAACAGCCAGGGUGGGUGUUGACAACCGGACCAGAACUCUGGUCAAAGGGCUUCAGGGAGUCGGUGAUGUUAAGCUCCUCACUACUCGAGUGGAGGAGCUCAGCUUCCAUCUGCUGGAGUUCCCUGAGACCCGAGCUGCGGCCGUCAAGGAGAGCGUGUUGCCCUGCCUGCUGCGUUUGCGUCAAGCCAGAGACCUCCCUCUCCAGGCUGCUGUACGAGAAGCGCUGGCUCUGGUCGGCUACGUCGAACCAGUCAAAGGACGGGGAAUUCGAGUCCUGGCCAUCGAUGGAGGAGGAACUAGGGGUCUGCUGGCUCUACAGACUCUCCAUAAACUGCAGGACCUGACUGGGAAACCAGUCCACCAACUCUUCGACUACAUCUGUGGAGUCAGCACAGGAGCCAUCUUGGCCUUCAUGUUGGGGAUUUAUCAAAUCCCCCUGGAGGAAUGCGAGGAGAUGUACAGGAAGUUGGGCUCGGACGUUUUCAAGCAGAAUGUCAUUGUCGGGACCAUGAAGAUGGGCUGGAGCCACGCCUUCUAUGACAGUGAAAUCUGGGAAAACGUUCUCAAGGAACGCAUGGGAGAAGGUUGUAUGAUAGAGAGUGCCAGGGACCCACACUGCCCCAAAGUGUCAGCAGUCAGCACUAUUGUAAACAGGGGUCUACCACUGAAGGCCUAUGUGUUCAGGAACUACAGACUCAUGCCUGGAGUGAGAUCCCACUACCUUGGAGACUGCAAACACAAAAUGUGGCAGGCCAUCAGGGCCUCGUCCGCCGCCCCAGGAUACUUCCAGGAAUUUGUCCUGGGAAAAGAACUUCAUCAGGAUGGAGGCCUUCUUAUUAACAACCCCACGGCGUUGGCCAUACAUGAGUGCAAGUGUCUGUGGCCCAACACACCCCUGCAGUGUGUGUUGUCUUUGGGCACCGGACGAUACGAGACGGCAGGAAAGAACAACACCACCUACACCAGCCUGAAGGCCAAGCUCACAAAUGUCAUCAGCAGUGCCACAGACACUGAGGAGGUGCACACCAUGCUGGACGCCCUCCUGCCACCCGAUACCUACUUCCGCUUCAACCCCUACCUGAGUGAAGACAUCCCGUUGAACGAAAGUCGCCUGGAGAAGCUGAACUUCCUCAAGAGCGAAGGGGAGCACUACCUGAAGCGCAACGAGGCCAAGCUGAAGAAAGCAGCCAGCGUCCUAGGCCAGGAGAAGAGCAGCAUCCAGAGACUGGCCGAGUGGGUCAAACUGAAGACGGACAUGUAUGAGGGUCUGCCCUUCAUGUCCAAGCUGUGAUUAUUUCAACCAUAACAACGGAGUUCGGUUUUUAAAAAAACCCCAGUACUGUAAAACCUCCCAUAUCUAACAGGGAUCAAGGGUCAAUUGUUUUAGCAUGUAGGGAGGAACAAAAACUUUGGGAUCAUCUUUAAAAAAACACAAAAGAUAAUUAAUAGUAACAACUAUUAGCCUUCAAUGUUUCUAACAUCCAAAUACGUCAACAAUGGUGUUAAAUACAGCUGCUGCAUGAAAGGACUUGAAUGUUAUAAAAAAA